Molecule: messenger RNA, 352 nt
Organism: Polypterus senegalus (gray bichir)
Lineage: Eukaryota; Metazoa; Chordata; Cladistia; Polypteriformes; Polypteridae
Product: serum paraoxonase/arylesterase 2-like
Exons: 3
Molecular function (GO): arylesterase activity
Source: RefSeq, a predicted model, not a curated record
UGGCCAAAAAAAGAUAUGUGACCCAGUGUAUUGUGGAUCUAAUGACACUAACCUCAUUUUUGGUUUCAGGUAUUUAUAUGUUGCAGACAUUUUUGGAAGCUGCAUUCACAUUUUGGAAGUACAAGAAGACAAAAACUUGACUCCUUUGAAGGUACUGCACUUGGGAACUUUAGUUGAUAACAUAGAUGUGGACCAGGAAACUGGUGACCUGUGGGUUGGCUGUCAUCCCAAUGGCUGGAAAAUGUUUAAUUAUAAUCCUGACGUUCCACCUGGGUCUGAGGUUUUGCAGAUAAAGAACAUCCACUCAGAGAAGCCCAUGGUUUUCAGGCAUAUGCAGAUAAUGGCAGUGUGA